AUGAAAUGGUGCCCUGUUGGCAAUUGGGGCCGCGACAGCAGUAGUGCUGAUGAUGCCGAGUACCAUUGCGAUCAUCCCGGCGACGACGACCAAAACGACGGUGUUCAUCAUGGCCUCUCCAUCAUCGAAGCCGGGCGGGAUCCCGAAGAGCUAGGCACUGAGAAGCACGUGACUUUGGAGCAGUCAUGCUUGGACCAGCUUGUUUGGCACACCAAGUUGCAUGAGAGCAGCAUGCCUGCGAUGGGUUUUUCAACGCUUUAUCAAUCGGCGAUUGAUAAUGCGAUUCGCAUUUGCAGGCUUAAGCUCCACUGCCCGCUAGCUGCAGCAGUGGUGCGCUGCACAUCCAACAUGGACAAGAGGCAGAAGACGGAGGCAGAGGAUCACUCGGGUCAUGGGCAUAGUCACGGCUACGGUGAUGUUCGUCGAUCCGGUGGACGGCUGCCGGUCACAGUCCUCACGGGCUACCUGGGAGCAGGAAAGACCACGUUGUUGAACUACAUCUUGAGAGUGCAGCACGACAAGAAGCUCGCCGUGAUCGAGAACGAGAUUGGCGAAGUCAGCAUCGACGACGCACUCGUCGAUCAGAAGCAAGUGGAAAUGGCACAGGAGCUUGUGCUGUUGGAUAAUGGUUGCGUCUGCUGCACAGUGCGCGGGGAUUUGAUUGCGUCUUUACACAAGAUUGGUGAGAAAUACGCUACUGGCGGAGCUCAUCUCGACGGCGUGCUCAUUGAGCUUACUGGGAUGGCUGAUCCGGCACCGGUGGUUCAGACGUUCAUCGUGGACCCGCAGGUGCAGAGGCAAUUCUACGUGGACAACGUGGUGACCUUGGUGGAUGCCAAGCAUGCCAUCGACAAGCUAGACGAGAGCAAAGGCGACCCAGAAAAGGGCACUGCCUGUGCGCAGAUUGCAUUUUCGAGCACUGUCCUGCUGAACAAGAUUGAUCUGGUGGAUGAUGCACACCUGAAGAAGGUGGAGGCGCGCAUUAAGGAGCUUAACGGCGCAGCCGAGAUUCUCAGGUGCCAGCAAUCGCAGGCUCCAAUGGACAAGCUGUUUAACGUCGGCGCCUUCAAUUUGGAGAGGGUGCUGGACGAGCAGUACAUGGAUGAAUCGGAGUUCCGGCAGUUCUACAAGCCUAAGAUGGACCGUUCUGUCUCAAACGUUGGCAUUCGCUGUGAAGGAGCCGUGCAGAUGUUCGCCAUCCAGCGAUUUUUGGACCAGUACCUAGGGCAAGAGGAAACAGCGAAGGAUUUCCUGCGUGUCAAGGCAGUUUUGAACAUCGCCGGCAGUGACAAAAAGUUUGUGCUACAGUGUGUUCAUAUGCUCCGAAAUCAGGGCUUUACCAAGCCAUGGGGCCCGGGAGAAAAGCGUGAGAAUAAAAUCAUCUUCAUUGGCCGUAGCAUGCAGCCACGGCGGCCGGAGCUCAAUGAAGGCUUCCAGGCUUGCUUAGUGACCAAGCCCUUACGCUUCCCAGUGGGCACGCCAAUCCGGGCCAAGACAGGUGCAGGUCCCCAUGACUGGGAGCCUGGCGUGGUGCUGGCACAGUGGGAUGAAUGCAACGCGUACCGCUUGCAGUUGCGGAGUGGCGACCAAGUCCAUGCGCCCAUGGACAUGGAUUGCUUCGUGAUGAAGGCCUGA
This is a messenger RNA of Symbiodinium sp. CCMP2592, 1635 nucleotides long. The record is from the annotation of a GenBank genome assembly. Lineage: Eukaryota; Dinophyceae; Suessiales; Symbiodiniaceae.